AUGUACGUGGCAGCCUUGCGCGACAACCUGGGCAGCAGCCUGUUCAACAAGCUGACGUGGAAGGAGCAAGUCAAGGCGGACAUUUUGCUUUAUGGCCUUGGUCACCGUUUGACGUCGAAGGCUGAUGAGCUGCUUGUUGCCAAGCGCUGGGGGUUCAUGCCUGUCACUGGCUGUGUGAUCGGCAUAGAUCUCAAGAAGAACCUCACCCAGGCCGGCCGCCGGCAGGGUGAAGCUGAGUUUAUCGUGUUCGGCCUCAGCAGCAACUUCCCAUUCAUGCAGCUGGUAACGGACAUGCAGCGCGGCGGGUUUGCUUACUACAAGCUGUGCGACAGGAACGGCCAGCAAGUUGUGGUGGAGCGCGUCCUGCAUGGCAUGGGCGCAUUCUACGACUUCCUGAAGGAUGCCCUGUCAGACCUGCCCUCGGCCCUCACCAAUGCAGACGCACCACCCGAAAUCCCGGACCAGCUGCAUCACCCUGAGCGCGUCAAGCUGUGGGAGCCUCCACUGCAAGGGCGUGCUCCUGCGUUUAGUGAUGGUGCCGAUUGUGGUGACGAUGCCUUGCACGAGUUGAGCGACUGGUUCCCCAGCAAGCAGCUGCUGGAGGCGACCGGUGAGCUGCCGGAGGCUGUGGACUUCUCUGACCAGGCCGCCCCGAUCCCCACGGCGGCGGCGCCGGCUGCAAUGGACGCCCUCGGCGGCGACCUGGGGGACCUGCUCGCGCAGCUGCAGGCGACGCAGCAGGCCAAGGCGAGCGUCAAGCUCAGCGACAGGAAUGUGGUGGAACUCGUCAUAAAAUUGAAGCAGCUCGGCCUCAUCGGGGACGACCUGCUGCACACCAUAAACGGCAAAGAAUACAUUACAACGGACCGACUGAAGGCGGACGUCAAGGCGGCGCUCGCGGCGGCGGGCGGGCGGCUCGAGUUGGCUGAGCUGCCUGCCCUCGUCGGCGUUGACCUCACCCACUGCGAGAAGCAGGCCGCCCUCAUUGUGUCCGAGUCUGGCGGCACAGUCAUAGAGGCGGCAGGGGAGCUCAUCACCAGCCAGUACUUUGACCUUCUGGCUGCUGAGGUGGACGACCUGCUGCAGGAAUCGGGCGUGCUGAGCCUCGCUGACCUGGCAGUGUCCUACUCCCUCAGCAGCGAGCUGCUGCUCUCCACCGUCAAGGCCCGCGCCGGCGCCGGCGGCGCCAUCCGCGGCCGCCUCGAGGGCUCCCUCUUGUACACGCCCGCCUACGUGCGAAACCUGAAGGCCCGCCUGCGCGGCGCGCUGCGCGGCGCCGCCGCGCCCGCGGGGCUGGCGGGGAUACUCAAGGACCUCGGCCCCGCCGACGGCCUCGCCGGCGGCGGCGGCGGCGGCGUGGCGGCGGGACUUGUGGAGGAGCUGGUUUCUGAGGGCGCGGUGCUGGGGGCGCUGAAGGGCGGCGUGCAGGGCGGCGUGUGGACGCCGGCCGUGUACUCGGGCGCGCAGGCGGCGGCGGUGAAGGGGUUCUACAGCCAGAACGGCUGGGUGGCGUACGACACAGCGCGGCGGAUGGGGGUGGCCAACGACAGGGCGUACCUGCAGGCGGCGUUCCCGGAGGGCAUCCCCUUGGAAACAGCCUUCGUCUCGCCGUCGCUCCUGGCCCAGCUGGAGGGAGGUGUGGAUGAGGCCGCCUCCGCCGCCGGCUGGCUGGACGCGGCGGCCCUGCUGCCGCCCGCGCUCGCGUCCGCCGAUAUACUGCUGCUGCUGCGCCGCUGCCACGCCGUCGCGGCGGCGGGGGCGUCGCCCGAAAAGGAGCGCGCAAAGGGCGGGAAAGGUGCGUCGGAAGGCGAGCGGGCGAAGUUCCGGCGGCUGGAGGUGCUUGCGGGGAGCUGCGUGGUGGCCGGGCAGCUGCUGGAGGCGGCCCGGGGGAAGCUGGAGGAGGCCGCAAAGGAAGCUGCCGAGAAGGCGAUCAAGGAGCGGCGCGCGGGCGGCGGCGGCGGCGGCGGCGGCAAGAGCGACGGCGGGGCUGGCGGCGGCGGCAAGAAGCAGGCGGCGGCGGCGGUUGGCAGCGACGAUGACGAGGAUUGGGGCCGCGGUGGGAAGAAGGGUGGGAAGAAGGGCGGCAAGGGCGGCGGUGGCGCCAAGGCCAAGGGCGGCGGCGGCGGCGCGGCCAAGGGCGGCGGCGGCGGCAAGGGCGGCGGCGGCGGGGGCAAGGGCGGCGGCGGGGCGGCGGCGGAGGAGGGCGGCGACGGGGCGCUGUCGGUGCAGCGGCUGGCGGAUGCUGUUUUGGAGAUGCAUCCGGAUAUGGAGGGCGCAGGCAGCGACCCAGACCUCCCAACGGCAAUCGCCGAGCUCCUGCACCCCUUCGCCGUCGCGGCCUACCAAGCCGCGCUCGCCGCCGCCUUCACCGCCGGCGCCGACGCUCGCCGCAAGGCGCGCGACGCGGCGUCCAGGGCGCUGGAGGAGGCGCACGUGCGGCUGCAGCUCUACGCUCACGGCUGCGAGGGCCUGGCGGACGACGAGCAGCUGCAGUCGCUGCUCGCGCGCCACGCCGCGCGCACCACCGGCGCAGAGUGCGUCGACGCGCUGCUCCGCUGGUGCCAGCUCGAGUUUGGGGACGGCGACGACGCGGCCGCGGCCGCGCCGGCGGCGGGCGGCGCGGAGGGCGGGGGCGGCGCCGUCGCGUACUCGGCGGCGGAGCGGGCGAAGCUCGUGAAGGGUCUGAGCGCCGACGUGUCGGGGCCGGUGGGCAAGGCGGUGGAGGCGCUGGCGGCCGGCGGGACGCAGGAGGUGGAGUCGGCUCUCGAGGCCGCCGCGUCGGAGUGCGGCCUGCGGCUGCGGCGGCUGGACAAGAAGAGUGAGAAGGCGGCUGCGGCGGCGGCCAAGGCGCGGCUGCUGGCGCUGCUGUCGGAUGAGGAGGACCCUGCGGCCGCGCUCGCGCUGGCGCUCCCGCUGCUGCACCUCAAGGCCACCGGCCGCCUGCUGUCGGUGCCCGGUCGCGCGAUGGGCCCCGUGCUGCUGCGGCUCAAGCCGCUGCUGCCAGAGGACGGCUUUGCAGUGGCGCAGGGCUUCUUGGACGGCGUGGUGGAAUUGUUGAAGCAGCAGGGCGGCGGCGGCGGCGGCGGGGAGGGGGAUGGUAGCCCGGGGCCCGCGGAGCGGCUGGCGGCGGCGCUGCCUGCGCUCAAGGCGCUGGCCGGCGCCGGCGGCGGCGGCGGCGGCGAGGCGGAGUGA
Molecule: messenger RNA, 3192 nt
Organism: Monoraphidium neglectum
Lineage: Eukaryota; Viridiplantae; Chlorophyta; Chlorophyceae; Sphaeropleales; Selenastraceae
Exons: 10
Coding region: 1-3192 (1063 amino acids)
Biological process (GO): regulation of proteasomal ubiquitin-dependent protein catabolic process; protein K69-linked ufmylation; response to endoplasmic reticulum stress
Cellular component (GO): endoplasmic reticulum membrane
Molecular function (GO): UFM1 ligase activity
Source: RefSeq, a predicted model, not a curated record